Oxyura jamaicensis (ruddy duck) is the source of this 7363-nucleotide messenger RNA. Its product is annotated as deleted in malignant brain tumors 1 protein-like. Lineage: Eukaryota; Metazoa; Chordata; Aves; Anseriformes; Anatidae. The record is from RefSeq and is a predicted model, not a curated record. Gene Ontology annotation, cellular component: membrane. The transcript is spliced from 38 exons.
UACCAUUACGAUAUUGAUGUGCCUACUCUUUUUUGGCCCAGCAGUUCUGGAGGCCACAUCAGGAUCUGUUCUCCGACUGGUGAAUGGAAGGCACAGAUGUGAAGGUCGUGUUGAGCUUUAUUAUGAUGGACAGUGGGGGACUGUGUGUGAUGAUUUCUGGGACCUUUCUGAUGCCCAGGUUGUGUGCAGGCAGCUGGGAUGUGGCCAGGCCAUUUCAGCUCCAAGUAAUGCUUAUUUUGGCCAAGGCUCAGGCAGCAUCCUGCUGGACGAUGUGCGGUGCCAGGGAAAUGAGCCUGCCUUGUGGCAAUGUAGUCACAAUGGAUGGAGGAGACACAACUGCAACCACCAUGAAGAUGCUGGUGUUGUCUGUUCAGUAAGGACAUCUACAACACCAGUAUCAACACCAGUAUCCUCCACAGUAGGGAUAACCACCCCAAUGGUAACAACCUUGUUGGCAGAAACAACACCAGAGACCGCAGAAGUGGAGACAGGCGCCAUUGCGACAGCCCCCAUACUGGAGAUGACCACGGAAUUGACAACGACCUCUGUGUUCCCAGAAGGGACAUCCACAGAGCCAGUGCCCUCCACAGCAGUCUGGUUGACAGAGAUCACCUCCACAGCAACGACGAGCACAACAGAUCCACCGACUACUGCCUUGCCAGAUACAACAGGUGCCCACCUGCGGCUGGCCGACGGCCGGCACGGUUGCGAGGGCCGCGUGGAGGUGUGGGAUGGGCGCAGCUGGGGGACAGUGUGCGACGACUUCUGGGACCUGGGCGAGGCGCAGGUGGUGUGCCGCCAGCUGGGCUGUGGCCCCGCCAUGGCCGCCCCAGGCAACGCUCGCUUCGGCGCCGGCAGCGGCCACAUCCUCCUGGACAACAUGUGGUGCCAUGGGAAUGAGGCCUCCCUGCUGCUCUGCGGGCACAACGGUUGGGGCGUGCACAACUGUGUCCACGGUGAGGACGCCGGUGUCAUCUGUGCAGCUGCCACGACCACCCCAGUGCCUACAGAAGCACCUUAUUUUUGUGGUGGCUUAAUUUCAAAUUCCUCUGGGAUGCUGCAGAGUCCGUACUACCCUGGAAAUUAUCCAAACAACGCUGACUGUGUGUGGGAAAUACAAGUAGAGAAUAAUUUCCGUGUUAUGCUCACAUUUAGAGAUAUUGUGUUGCAGAACAGCAGAUGCCAGUAUGACUACAUUGAAGUCUAUGAUGGGCCUCCACACUCUUCUCCACUUCUUGGGAGAAUUUGUGCUGGUUCCUUCCUCACAUACACAUCGUCUUCAAACCUAAUGAGCAUUCACUUUCACAGCGAUUCUAGAUAUACACUUAGAGGGUUCCAGGCCCACUACUCCUCUAUCCCAACAGAUCACAACAUUGCCCUUACGUGCUUGCCAGACUACAUGCAUGCGGUGGUUAGCAGGGACUAUCUCCAGUCACGAGGCUACUCUGCAGAGACUGUCACCCUGAAUGACACUCGCUGUGAGCCAACACUCACGCCACACGAGGUGGUGUUCAACGUUCCCUACGACAGCUGUGGGACGACACGAGAGGAAAGCAAUGGUACAAUCAACUAUUCCAACAUGAUCAAAGUUACCUCUUCUGAGUAUAUAAUCAAGAGGAAAAAGGAUCUUCACUUACACCUCAGUUGCAAGAUGUUACAAAACACGUGGAUACAAAUCAUGUAUGUUGCUGAGGAUAUUGCAGACAUGAAUGAAAAUCAGUUUGGAAGAUACGCUGUGAACAUCACGUUUUAUGAUUCCUCAUCAUUCCUGCGGCCUGUGUAUGAUUCUCCAUACUACAUUGACCUGGACCAAAAUUUGUACCUUCAAGCUUAUCUUCACAGCUCUGACCCAAAUCUGAUGCUGUUUGUGGACACAUGUGUGGCAUCUCCUGAUCCUCAUGAUUUUAACACUCUAUCCUAUGAUAUAAUCAAGAACGGAUGUGUUAGAGAUUCUUCGUAUGCCACAUACUACACCCCCAACAGCCACUUUGCUCGGUUCAAAUUUAAUACCUUUGAGUUCAUUAACCGCCACUCAUUAGUCUACCUGCGGUGUCAGCUGGUGGUGUGCAGGCUCGGGGACUACUCCUCCCGCUGCUACCAGGGCUGCCCGAGAAGGUUCAAGAGAGAUGCAAGCUCUGCCCAGGAAAAAGUGGAUGUUGUUGUCGGACCUUUGAAGCUUCGAGAAGAGGGUGCUCAGAGCAGGAGUACUGGUGAAGUUGAAUAUUUGAUCAAGCUGCAGAACACACCCCUUUAUAUUUACACAUUUAUAAAUUCUGAAACGUUUUAUCAGCAUUAUAGGAGCGCAGUUAAAAUGAAACCCUCGCUGACCUUUGUGUGGAUGCUACUGCUGCAUGGAGGGGGUCUGCAGGCGUCAGAAUUCUCCCUGAGGCUGGUGAAUGGGCAGAACAGAUGUCAGGGCCGUGUUGAAGUGUUUUACAACGGAGUCUGGGGAACGAUUUGCGAUGACUCCUGGGACAGAAGAGAUGCUGACGUGGUGUGCGGUCAGCUCGGGUGCGGCAGAGCCACUGCGGCCGUGGGAGAAGCCCACUUUGGUGAAGGCACAGGAGAAAUCCUCCUGGACGAAGUGCAGUGCCAAGGGAACGAAGCUCUUCUCUGGCAGUGCUCCCAUGAUGGGUGGUUCGCCAAUGACUGUUUUCACCAGGAAGACGCCGGUGUCAUCUGCGCAGCUUCUUUGAUGUCUGAAGUUCCUGGUAAUUUUCAUGACUUGUCCCUGAGGCUCGUGAAUGGGAGGAACCGAUGCGAGGGCCGUGUCGAGGUCCAUUACCAGGGCAGCUGGGGCACCGUCUGCGAUGACUCCUGGGACCUGAAGGAUGCUCAGGUUGUCUGCAGCCAGCUGGGGUGCGGCAGGGCUCUUUCUGCUCCUGGAAAUGCCAAUUUUAGUCAAGGCUCAGGAGAGAUCCUUCUCGACGACGUGCAGUGCAAAGGGAACGAGGCUUACCUCUGGGAGUGCCCCAGCAGAGGGUGGUUGGUCCACAACUGUGUGCACGUGGAAGAUGCCAGCGCCGUUUGCUCAGCUUCCACAGGAUCUGAAGUGACAGAGUUGUCAGUGAGGUUGGUGAAUGGAUGGAACCAGUGUGAAGGGCGUGUUGAAAUACUUUACAGAGGAACCUGGGGGACCAUUUGUGAGGAUUCCUGGGAUAUAAAUGAUGCAGACGUUGUCUGUAACCAGCAGGCUUGUGGACAUGCUGUGUCAUCUUCAGGAAAUGUCACCUUUACUCGCGGCCCGAGAUAUAUUGUCAUGGAUGAUGUGCAGUGCAGAGGGGAUGAGAACUACCUGUGGCAGUGUUCUCACAGGGGGUGGUAUAGAGAGAAGUGUGACAGCCGGCGCGAUGCCAGCGUCAUUUGCUCAGCUUCUAUGGGAACUGAAAUACCCGAAGUGUCCAUGAGGCUGGUAAAUGGUAGAAACAGAUGUGAAGGUCGUGUAGAAGUCUACUACAAAGGAAGCUGGGGGACGGUCUGUGAUGACUUCUGGGACCUGAAUGAUGCGCAGGUCGUGUGCAGGCAGCUGGGAUGUGGAGAAGCUCUCUCCGCACUGGGAAGAGCCCACUUCACUCCAGGAUUUGGGGACAUUCUCCUGGAUGAUGUGCAGUGCCUUGGAAGUGAAUCUUACCUGUGGGAAUGCUCUCACAGAGGAUGGUCAACACAUAACUGCGGGCACAAAGAAGAUGCCGGUGUGCGUUGCUCAGCUUCUAGGGGAGACAGAACUCCUGAAGCAUCUCUGCGGCUGGAGAACGGUGGCAAUCAAUGUGAGGGGCGUGUUGAAAUUUUUUACAAAGGACAAUGGGGAACAGUCUGCGACGAUUUCUGGGAUAUCAAUGAUGCCCAGGUCAUUUGCAGACAACUUGGGUGUGGGGAGCCCAUGUCGGCACCAGGAGCUGCCCAGUUUGGGGAAGGCUCUGGAGUUAUUUUCCUGGAUGAUGUACAGUGCAGAGGCAAUGAAUUUUACCUAUGGGAAUGCUCCCACAACGGUUGGUCAGUACAUAACUGUGGCCACAAUGAAGAUGCCAGCGUUGUCUGCUCAGCUGCAAGAACGUAGCACGCGCCAAGGUAAGCAACCUAUCUAAACACCCACCUUCCCGCAAUGCUGGAGGGAUCUAAAGAUACACCACAAUUAAGACUGGCAUCUGGUGGGGACAGAUGUGCCGGAAGGGUUGAAGUUUACCAUAAAGGCGAAUGGGGAACAGUCUGUGAUGAUUCCUUCAGUAUGAAUAGUGCCAAUGUUGUAUGCAGACAACUUGGUUGUGGCCAAGCUGUUUCUGUCUACGGAUGGUCUUACUUUGGCCCUGGUGAAGGAAACAUCCUCCUGGAUGAUGUGCAGUGUACAGGAACUGAAUCUUACCUUUGGGACUGUCCACACGCUGGCUGGAACAAAAAUGACUGUGGACACAAUGAGGAUGUUGGUGUCAUCUGUUCAGCAGAUGCUUCAGCUCAGUCCCUGCGACUCGCAGACGGCGACAGCAGGUGCUCGGGCCGCGUUGAGCUCUAUUACAAUGGCAGCUGGGGCACGGUGUGCGACGACGCCUGGGACCUGGGGGACGCCGAGGUCGUGUGCCGGCAGCUGGGCUGUGGGGAAGCACUGCUGGCCGUGCCUGAGGCCCAUUUCGGGCAGGGCUCUGGGAACAUCCUCCUUGACGAAGUGCAGUGCAGAGGGGACGAAAGCAGCCUGUGGGAGUGCUCUCACCAGGGGAUAGAAGUACACAACUGUCAGCCAAAAGAAGACGCCGGCGUCAUUUGUGCAGUCCCUAUGGAGCUUACAACACAUGGAACAACAGUAACCCUUACCUGUCUGCCUAAUUACAUGCGGGCAAUCAUCAGGAGAUCCUACCUGAGCUCCCGAGGGUACCUUGCAGGGAGCAUCCACCUGCGAGACCCCAGGUGCAGGCCUGUGAUCACCAGUUUCCAUGUCACCUUCCGCAUACCGUACAACGGCUGUGGCACGAGGAGGCUGAUAACACGUGGAGCCAUCACUUAUUCCAACACAGUGGAAGGAUCCACGUCUGGCAACCUCUACAGCAGAAAUAGGAACUCGCUGCUGAACCUCGCCUGCAGAAUAUACAGCAAUCCCGGUUUCGAAACUGUACCCAGUAUUAGAGAGCCUCCGUACCAGCAAACUCCAUCUGGACGAUUUGUUGUCCAGUUUGCCUUUUAUGAUUCACCAUCUUUUUCCAAUGUAGUGAGGGCUCCACCAUACUACGUUCUGCCAAACCGGGAUUUGUUUGUUCGUGCUACUCUCUACAGCGUGGAUCCGAAUCUGAUGCUGUUCACAGACACGUGUGUGGUGUCUCCAAAUCCUAAUGACUUUACAACUGUGGCAUCUGAUAUAAUAAGAAGAGGGUGUGUAAGAGACCCAACCUAUAGGAGCUACUAUUCACCAGACAGGAGGAUUGUCCAGUUCAAAUUCAGAGCCCCCAGCUUUAUUGGCAGAUACACAUCUGUUUACCUACAGUGCAAAAUGGCAGUGUGCAACAGAUACAAUUAUUCCUCCCGAUGCUACCAGGGCUGCAUAAGGAGAGACAAAAGAAGCACAACCUUGCAAGAUCUUUGUUGGUGCUCUUCUUCCACAGGUGCACCUCGCUGCGGUACCUCACUCACCGACCCCAACAAAUCUUUAAAGAUUGACCUAAAUUCAAAUGCAAACUGUGUCUGGCAAAUUCAGAGAAAUGAAAAUCGAACGAUUAGGCUCAUCUUCUCCUAUUUUAAAUUUGCUCCUUCUUCAAGCUGUGAAACAGAAAGUAUUAAUGUAUACGAUGGUCCUUCCACUAAUUCACCUCUUCUUGGACAAGUAUGUAACAACACUGAUGCAGUCCCAGUGUUUGAAUCAUCUUCAAACAGCUUAACUUUUCUCAUAAAAACAAACUCUGUGGCUUUCGCACGAAACUUCUUUGCCUUCUAUUACUUCUUUUCACCGGAAACACCACCUUGUGGGGGAAGCUUAACUGGCCCCAGUGGGACACUUACCAGUCCCAACUACCCAUCGGCUUACCCUCCAUUUACAUACUGCGUCUGGCACAUACAAACUGCAAAAAAAUCGAAGAUAAACUUACAAUUUAAGGAUUUGUUCCUGGAACUGGAUCAAAACUGCCAGUUUGACUUUCUGGCAGUCUAUGAUGGCCUCACCACUAACACUGGCUUAAUUGGAAAAGCAUGUGGCGUUUCUCGGCCCGCCUUUCAAUCUUCUUCAAACGGCAUGACGCUUGUGUUGUCUACAGACUACGCCAACUCCUACAGAGGAUUUUCUGCUCAGUAUACCAGCAUUCUGCCAGAUCCCCCAGAGCCUGACACAUCCCUUACGUGCUCUUCAGACAGACUGGAAAUUGUCGUGAGCAAGGACUACCUGGACUCCUUUGGCUAUAAUGAAACUCACCUGCAGCUGAACGACCCAACCUGCAGGCCAGUUUCCACAGAUCCCGUGAUUUUCUCCUUCCCAUUAAGCAGCUGUGGAACAACUAAAAAGUUAACACGCUUUCGACUGCAGUGCCUACGUAAUCACAACUAUUUCAUACUGUUCCUUUUACAGGAUGAAGGUCAUCGCAUCACUUACACCAACAUUGUAACUCUCUCUGAAACUGACAGUAUUAUCACACGCAAGAAGAGCGUACAGAUUAUUGCAAAGUGCAUAAUGGAAAACAACUCAACUGUAGAAGUCAUUUACGUAACAGAAAAUAAUCUAAUCAAGAACACGACCUCUGUGGGAAGAUACAACAUUAGCAUGUCGUUCUACGAUUCAGAGUCGUUCUCCAGCCCUGUGCUUCAGUCCCCAUAUUACGUAGACUUAAACCAAACUCUUUUUGCUCAAGUCAGUCUUCAUUCCACCGACCCAGAUCUUCUGGUGUUUGUCGAUACCUGCGUAGCAUCUCCACAGCCUGAUUUUGGAUCAGUAACAUAUGACUUAAUCAGAAGUGGCUGUAAUAAAGAUGACACUGUGGUAACCUACCCACCCAUUGAGCACUAUGGAAGGUUCAAAUUUAAUGCCUUCAGGUUCCUGCGGAGCUUUUCAUCGGUUUAUCUCCAGUGUGACAUUUUGAUUUGUGACAGUACCACAAACUCUCGCUGUACUGAAGGCUGUAUCUCCAGGCAAAAAAGAGCUGCUUCUUCAUACACUUGGAAAGCCAAGACUGUAGUGGGUCCUAUCCGCCUGAAGAGAGAUCUCAGGGCUGCUGAUCGCUCAGAUACCCUCACUAAAACAGAUGCUGAAGAAACCCCAAACCUGCAACGAAAGAGCUUCUACAUUCUUUCAUUUGUGGCUUUGAUUUCAAAUGUUAUUAUUGUGGUAGCUACAAUACUAAAAUAUUACAAACACCAGCCAGCAUAUGGCUACCAGAAAAUCCAGAGUUCAUAUUAA